This is a messenger RNA of Colletotrichum paranaense, 1494 nucleotides long. RefSeq lists its product as uncharacterized. The coding region runs from base 1 to 1494 and encodes 497 amino acids. The record is from RefSeq and is a predicted model, not a curated record. Lineage: Eukaryota; Fungi; Ascomycota; Sordariomycetes; Glomerellales; Glomerellaceae. The transcript has 4 exons.
AUGGGCCCCAAAUCUGAUUUCAAGUUCAUCACCGUCGAUGCCACUGAAGGGAGUUUCCAAACUGCGAGCAAAUCCACCAGAAGUCAUGCUAUCCGAACUGCCAUCCAGAGGGGCCGUUCGGAGCUGAGAUCCUCGACGGCCUCAAUUUCACAAGACACCAUCAAGCAGAAGGCCCAGUUGAAGGGACGAUUCAGGUUGGCGGGAACAACGCUCAAGUCAACCAAACCCGAGAGUCCAAAGCAUCUGCAAGAACAAGAAAAAGAACAAGAAGAUGUGCAGUCAACUCGCUGUUCCCAUUCUCCAUCCGACAUUGCUGAGUUUCUGCACCAAGCAUCGCUGCCACCCUGGGUACAGAGACUGGGGAGCGAUAGCGCUGACCCCUUCAAUACGCUACCUAUUCCCAGUAGUCCUUGCGUGGACUCUCUGGUGAAAUAUUUCACCACCAGAUUCAAUCUCAACUCCACUACGAUCGAUACUCAGAGACCAUGGUUUCCCUAUGCUAUGCAGAGCGCUCUCAUCAUGCGCGUUACGCUGGCCUUGGCAGCAGAGUUUCUGACCGCCACCAUGCCUCUCCUUGACUUCAAGCUCCAGCGCGAAGGGUACCAGCAAAAGGGGGAGGCGAUGCGGAUGAUCAGAGAUCGUCUAGCUUCUCAAGAAUCUGCCCGUAGUGCAAGCAAUGACCUCUCUGUUCUUGCUGGCGUGGCCAUGCUGGGAAGCGUUGAAAAUCCCUCCCCCAGGAUCGACAUCCAAGUAGCCUCGGGUCUCGGAAGAGUGCCAAAGUUCCCCAUGUUCCACACUGUCGCGCAGGUGUCACUCCCGCCGUCGGUCACGAAUCGCGCAAGGACGCCUUCCCUGCGACACCUGGAGAAGCUCGGCGGCCACAACCCCGACGAGAGCGACGAGCCGCUGAGGAUCUUUGUGGCGCUGAGGCAGGCGAUUCUCUCGCAGGCAGGCGGUGCCGUGUCCGUGGCCGCAGACGACAUCAGGAUCGUCAUGAACACGGCUGAUAGCACAAUUCUGCACUUUUUAUACGUGGAGCGCCGGACAGCGACGCCAGUGCAGAAACGGUUCCUAGUUCUCGUCUCUGCGGCCCACGUAUUUCUUUAUACCGUUUUGCGAGAGAUCCCGACGACGGGACACAUGGUACGGGUCCUCGUCAGGCGGAUGCGCGACGCCCUCGAUGACGCGGAUUCCAUUGCACUCAUCUGGGUGUCUCACGAUGCCGCCUUGUUGUGGGUUCUCUUUGUGGGCAUCGUCGGGUCCGGAACAACCGAGGACCGCGAGUGGUUCUCGUCGAGACUAAAUAGCUUACUGGAACGAGCCAGGGGUAUUUUGCCGCCGGAACGAUGCAGGCGCGAGAACCUGCAGCAACUCCUUUCCGGGUUCCUCUGGCGGGAUAAGCAUUGCUUACCAGUCUUGGAUGAAGUAUGGGCAACGUGGGAGCGCGGCCAAGGCGGUACUAGUGGUGGUGGUGUUGGUGUUGGUGUCAUGUAG